Sciurus carolinensis (gray squirrel) is the source of this 5079-nucleotide messenger RNA. It is a transcript of the gene Hapln3, whose product is annotated as hyaluronan and proteoglycan link protein 3. The record is from RefSeq and is a predicted model, not a curated record. Gene Ontology annotation, biological process: cell adhesion. Gene Ontology annotation, molecular function: hyaluronic acid binding. NCBI's taxonomy places the organism in Eukaryota, Metazoa, Chordata, Mammalia, Rodentia, Sciuridae. Bases 1921 to 3042 code for a protein of 373 amino acids. The transcript has 7 exons.
CCUUACUUUUGCUGAGGCUGGCUUUGAACUCAUGAUCCUCCUGCCUCAGCCUCCUGAACUGCUGGGAUUACAGGUGUGCGCCGCGGCGCCCAGCUCACUUUCAGAGCUUUUGCUAUGCCUCCAUGAAUUUACGUUUUCAGGCUGGGGAUGUAGCUCAGUGGUAGAGCACUUGCCUAGCAUGCAUGAGACCCUGGCAUGGGGGAAAAAUAUCACUCUUUUCUUCCUGAUUGCAGUGCUGCAGUGUUAUUUUACCUGCUGGCCACCCCACCCCUAGUUGGCAUGUUAAACUCGCCUUACUGUAACAAAACUGACCCUUUUGCUGUCCACACCUCUCCCUACAUCUGUGGCUGUUGAUGCUGGGACAUGUUGCCCCUAUUUCUCUCAGGGGUCUAGGUUCUUAGUUUAAAUGUGGAGGUGGUGAGAGGUGAUUAGAAGAUAAAAAGUCACCUUGCGCCAUGUGCUCAACCCAGUUCAUCUGUAAAAUGGAAAUACUAAGAACAACUUCAUGGCCUGUGGGGACUAAAAGACCAAAUGCUCAGAAGCACCAAUGCCAAGUCUGUCCCAUCAGAAGACUGAAAAUUUUGGCCAUCAUUAUCAGAGAGGCUUUUGGGAGUUUCCUAAUUCAUACUUGUGUCCUGUUUAUUUUCCCUCCAGUCCAUCCUGCAUAGUGAUCAAACCUCUCUUCCCUGCGGAGGAUCCUUCCUGGGCUCCCUUCGAUAAACCUGGUGCUCACUUUCAGUGCUGUUUACUCUCUAGCCCACCGUGGUUUUUGUGCUCUGGUUUGCACCUGCCUGUGUGUGGUAGACAUACAAAGGCAUGGGCUUUCUGGAGGUGUGUUUAGGAAGAGUGGGCUCUGUGAUCCUCCCAACUGAAACUAAAGGACAGCCUUGAGUUUCUCUGCUGAGGAAACAAGGCCUGCCAAGCCAGGGCCCCCAUUGGACAGGACAGGAAAGAAAACACCCUGUCCAAACAGAGGCAUCCUGAGAGGGGCUGCCUGAUAGCUGUUCCAACAGAUGCCAAAAUUCCUAAGGGAGGUCCCCUGCUCUGUUGAGGACCAGUCAGAAGCCUGGUGGCCCUCGCUGCAGGCAGUACCCCAUCCUGUCUCUCCAGCCCCCCUCCCCUGGAUCACUCAUUCAAGCCCCACCUACUAGGGGCAGCAACUACCUUGUGCCUGACUCUGACAACCUGGCUGGCCACCAUGGUCAAACUUAGGGACAGGAGGAUGUCAGAAUCCCUUGCUUUCUAUGGGGAGUAGGUACAAAACUCUAGUUCCUCCCUCUUCCAAAGGGGGAGGCAGCCCCAUCGCCCACCCACAGAGUGCUAGAGAGGCUUGCCCUGCUUAGUCCUACUGUUUUUGGUAAACUAGGGUGUUCUAAUGGGAUCCGCCUUCCCCUUCCACCUCCUCAUCUCGUCCCCCAAGAUGUGAUAGCCUGCACUCCACAACGCAGCAGCUUCUGUUCGGGGUGGUCUCUGCACGUCUGGAGACAAGCACGCAUCUGCCACAACAACUCCCUUGGGGCCCACCCAGCCUUGGGAGGGAAAGGAGGGUGUGUUCCUUUAAGGGGCUGGCCCGGCAGGAGCACGGAGGUUUGUCGGCUGCCGCUUCCUUUCAGGCCAUUCAAGGUCCCUAAAUCCGUCGGUUGCUUGGGACUGAGACCGCCAGCGGCCCGGAGCGCUCGGGCCGUCGAAGAGCGGGCUGGGGACGGGUUCCCUCCCCUUCUGGUUCCUGUGCACGGGCAUUCACAAGACCACAUACUUGUAAUCAUAGCCAGAUGGCAAUGUGUCCCCAUAUUUGUCCUCACCCCACAGCAUCGUGACUGUCUGCGCAUGACUGCUUGCCUUCUCCCUGGACUGAGCUCCUCCAGUCUUUUAAUUGUUGAGAACGCUCAUUAAAGGCAAGGGGCCCCAGCCUGGCCCAGGAUGCCCCGGAUCAGCUGCUGCUGUGGGUGCUGUACCACAAUGGGCCAGCGGGUCCUGGUCCUGCUGUUCCUGCUGCCUUGUGUUUCUGGAAUGCCCUUCUAUAAUGGCUUCUACUAUUCCAACAGCCCCAGUGGCAGGAACCCAGGCAAUGGCUAUGGCGAAGGCCUUUUCAAUGGAGUGAAGUUGGUAGUAGAGACGCCUGAGGAGACCCUGUUCACCCACCGAGGGGCUACUGUGACCCUGCCCUGCCACUACCACUAUGAGCCAGCGCUGGCCACCCCAAGGCCAGUGCGCAUCAAAUGGUGGAAGCUGUCAGAGAAUGGGGCCCCGGAGCAGGAUGUGCUGGUGGUUAUAGGGAAGAGGCACCGCUCCUUUGGGGACUACCAAGGCCGCGUGAACCUGCGGCAGGACAAGGAGCGUGAGGUCUCACUGGAGCUCUGGGACCUGCGAUUGGAAGACUAUGGGCGCUACCGCUGUGAGGUCAUUGAUGGGCUGGAGGAUGAGAGUGGCCUGGUGGAGCUGGAGCUGCGGGGUGUGGUCUUUCCCUACCAACCCCCAAAAGGGCGCUACCAGCUCAACUUCCCUGAGGCCCAGCAGGCCUGUGAGGAGCAGGAUGCAGCCGUGGCCUCCUUUGAACAGCUCUUCCGGGCCUGGGAGGAAGGCCUGGACUGGUGCAACGCAGGCUGGCUGCAGGAUGCCACCGUGCAGUACCCCAUCACGCUGCCGCGGCAGCCCUGCGGGGGCCUGGGUCUGGCACCUGGUGUGCGCAGCUAUGGUCCACGCCACCACCGCCUGCACCGCUAUGAUGUUUUCUGCUUCACUGCUGCCCUCAAGGGGCGGGUGUACUACUUGGAACACCCUGAGAAGCUGACGCUGAAGGAGGCCAGGGAGGCCUGCCAGGAAGAUGGUGCCCAGAUUGCCAAGGUGGGCCAACUCUUUGCUGCCUGGAAGUUCCGUGGCCUGGACCGCUGCGAUGCUGGCUGGCUGGCAGAUGGCAGCGUCCGCUACCCUGUGGCUCACCCCCGUCCCAACUGCGGGCCCCCAGAGCCUGGAGUCCGGAGCUUUGGCUUCCCAGACCCUCAGAGCCGCUUGUAUGGUGUCUACUGCUACCGUCCACGCUAGGAUCCCGGCAGCCAGCUUGUACCCAAUCCUGCCUCCUUCCCCAGGGGCUGUGUAUUUAUUGAGCGGUUUGUUUCUCCUAGUGGGUUGGGGCCAUUUUAGUAUUGUUUUUAUACUUCUCAACUUAAAAAAAAUUUAAAGUAUCAUUAUUUUUUAAAAAUCCAACAGCAUCCAACUACCAGCUGCCUUGGACACCCCGAGGCUCUCCCCAUCUGGGACAUUUGAGGUUUGUGGGCUUUUAGAGGGCUCUCUGCUAUCACUGUGUCCAGCCCGUGCCCUUCCUCAGAGGAGGAUGAUGCCCAGAGUGGGCAGUGACCUCACCAGAGUGCCACAAGGGCUCAAGGCAUGGUGGCUGCAGAUCUCCCUCUGCCUCAGUUUAGGGGAGGAAGAGGACCUGGGAGGGGAGUCCUUAUUAUUUCUGGAGUGGAUUCCUAGGCUUCUUGAUGAGAUCUGAGGGAAGGGAGAAGUUCGCCCCUUCUCAUCUCCAGUCCUUUUCCUUCUCACAUUUCCCUAUUUGGAGAACUGCCUUCAGGUGUGUGUAGCUUUUUUGAACAAUAAAUGGUGCUGUGACUCCUUCCUUUGUCCCCAACCUGCCUCUGUGCCUGGCUCUCUGUCUCAUCUAGUCUCAGGGCUCAGUUCCCAGCCUGUGGAUAUGGUGGGUUCAGUUCUGUCCCAUGCUUCACAGGCGGCUGGGUCAGUGCACCUGGGGUGGGCAGAGAACUCUGUGCUGCCCCAAGGCAUGCUUUGCCUCUGGUGCUGGUCUAGCCGCUGGCACCCUGGCUUGCGUCCCCACCAUUCCCAGCCCCUGGUGGUGUGUGUGUGUGUGUGUGUGUGUGUGUGUGUGUGUGUGUGUGGAGAGAGGAAGGUGCUUCUCAGGAGGCUGUGUCCUCUAGAGGGCCUCAGAGGCCAGGCUCUCAAGCCUGAUCCUCUACCCCUCACGCCUCAGGAAGCCACUCGUGUUGCCUGGCACAGGCAUGCCCUGCCACUCACCACUCAGUUAUUCAAUUGACUUUUCACCAGCCCAGUGCGUCUCAAAGUGUGGCCAGUGGCAGCAGCAGCACUUAGAGUUCAUUAGAAAUGCAAAUUCCUGGGCCUUACCUCAGACCUACUGAGUUAGAAACUCUGGAGAGGGGCCCAGCCUCCUUGGUAUCACAAACCCUCCAGGGGAUUCUAAAAGCCACUAGCUAGAUGGUUGUUCCACCAAUUACAGAUAGUCUCUGACUUAAGAUAUUUGACUUAUUAUUAUAUUUUUGGCACUAGAGGUUGAACUCAGGGGUGCUUUAACACUAACCUACAUCCUCAGUCCUUCUUAUUUUUUAUUUUGAGACAAGAUCUUUUUAAGUUGCCCAGGUUGGCCUCGAACUUAUGAUACUUCUGUCUCAGUCCCCCCAAAUUGCUAGGAUUUUAGGUGCAUGCUACUGUGCCCAACUGACUUGUGAUUUUUUGGGGGAUUGAACUCAGGGGCAUUUGACAACUGAGCCAUACCUCCAGCCCUAUUUUGUAUUUUAUUUAGGGACAGGGUUCCAAUGAGUUGCUUAGCACCUUGCUUUCGCUGAGGCUGGCUUUGAACUCCUGAUCCUCCUGACUCAGCCUCCCGAGCCACUGGGAUUACAGAUGUGCACCAUUGUGAUUUUUUGAACUUACAAUGUUGUAUUUGUCAACUUCACCUUACUAUAACAAAACACCAGAGAUAAAUAACUUGUGAAGAGAAAAGGUCUAUGUCUUUGGAGGUUCUACUUUAAGAUUGAGUGACCACUUCUGGACUUCUGGUAAGGUAGCACAUCAGGACAGAUGUGUAUGGCAAAGAAACAGGCUCAUCUCAUCAACCAGGAAGCAAAGAAAAAAGACUAAGAGUGUGGUGUCCCACAAUACCCAUUCAAGGACCUGUCCCCACUGACUGAAGGACCUCCCAGAAGGACUCACCUCCUAAAUGUCCACCAGCACCUCUCAAUAACACCAUCCUGGGAACACAUGGCCCUUUGGGGAAUGUUCAACAUCCAGACUGUAGCAGAUGGCAUGAAAGCAAUGAACAUUCAGCAG